AGUCGAUCGAUCUUCUCAUAAACUACAAGCUGAUCGAUCUCCUCUAUUCCGGCUAGUAUCUCCAGUCUCCCUCGAGCCUUGAGAAAAAUGGUGAAGAUAUCGUUGGGAAGCUUGUCUGACUCAUUUGCUGUUGGUUCUCUCAAGACUUAUCUCGCAGAGUUCAUCGCCACCCUCCUUUUCGUGUUCGCCGGCGUCGGAUCGGCGAUUUCUUACAGUAAGCUCACCUCGGAUGCUUCGUUGGACCCUCCUGGCCUUGUAGCCAUAGCCGUGGCUCAUGCCUUUGCGUUGUUCGUGGGAGUCUCCAUGGCAGCCAACAUCUCAGGUGGCCACUUGAACCCAGCUGUCACCUUUGGAUUGGCCAUUGGAGGCAACAUCACCGUCCUGACUGGCAUCCUCUACUGGGUUGCACAAUUGCUUGGCUCCAUCGUCGCCUGCCUCCUCCUCCACUUUGUCACCAACGGCAAGUCAAUUCCGACUCACAGCGUUGCAUCGGGGAUGUCUGCCAUCGAGGGUGUAGUGAUGGAGAUAAUUAUAACCUUUGCACUGGUGUACACCGUCUAUGCCACCGCCGCUGACCCGAAGAAAGGCUCACUUGGGACAAUAGCUCCUAUUGCAAUUGGGUUCAUCGUUGGCGCGAAUAUCCUGGCAGCCGGUCCCUUCAGUGGUGGAUCAAUGAACCCGGCUCGAUCUUUUGGACCGGCAGUGGUCAGCGGAGACUUCUCCCAGAACUGGAUCUACUGGGUGGGCCCACUCAUCGGGGGUGGCUUGGCCGGUUUGAUUUACGGUGACGUCUUCAUCGGGUCAUACACCUCACUCCCGGUCUCCGAGGACUAUGCUUAAGCCUUGGAAGGGCAACGAGAGAACAAUGAAGUAGAAAUACUCCUGGGUUUUUUAGUAUGGGAGUUCCUUACUGGGUGGAAUAAGAAGUGUGGAUAUGUCUGUUUGUUUCUAUCCUUGUCUCAUUGUAUGCGCAAAUGUGUGAUUAUUUUCUAGUGUAUUUGACUAUUUGUUGUGAAAAUGAAUGGACUUGCGGGUCGGACCGCUUCGUGAUGCAA
Nelumbo nucifera (sacred lotus) is the source of this 1055-nucleotide messenger RNA. RefSeq names its product putative aquaporin TIP-type RB7-5A. NCBI's taxonomy places the organism in Eukaryota, Viridiplantae, Streptophyta, Magnoliopsida, Proteales, Nelumbonaceae. The record is from RefSeq and is a predicted model, not a curated record. Gene Ontology annotation, molecular function: water channel activity. Gene Ontology annotation, cellular component: plant-type vacuole membrane. Gene Ontology annotation, biological process: transmembrane transport; water transport.